Molecule: messenger RNA, 1083 nt
Organism: Lodderomyces parapsilosis
Lineage: Eukaryota; Fungi; Ascomycota; Pichiomycetes; Serinales; Debaryomycetaceae
Exons: 1
Coding region: 1-1083 (360 amino acids)
Source: RefSeq, a predicted model, not a curated record
AUGAUCAACGUAUACAAACCAGCAUUACAAAGUAGAGAUAUUGCGUCUUACAAUAAUGAGUCCACUACUGAUUCCAUCUUGCAAUACAGCGGAAACUCGACAUCCACUCCCAUCUUACCAUUCAACUACACCAUUGAAGGAUUAACUAGAGAUGUGUAUCCAAAACCUUUGCAUUCACAUAACGAUUAUUGGAGAAAGCAUCCCUUGUUUGAUGCAUUAAAUGUGGGUGCGAUAUCCAUUGAAAGUGAUAUUUGGCAUUUCCCACAAACUUACAAGCUACAACGCACAACCACUGAAUCCACAGAUGUUACAACAACGCCCAAUGAAACGUUGUAUUUUAACAGCAGUGAAGUUUAUGUGGGCCACAAUCAAGUCUUUUUACAUCCAAUAAAUACCUUGUUCAACUUGUACUUGAAUCCAUUGUAUCAGUUUUUCAAAUACGCCAAUCCCAGCUUUGAUUUUGUUGAUGGCGGUGAAGGUAGUCCGUUUAUUGGUGAUGAAGCAAAACAUGGUAUAUUUUACAAUGACCCGGAACAGCCAGUCUACCUUUGGUUUGAUUUCAAGACUGAGCCUAAUGGAACUUAUGAAGCUUUGAAACCGUUGUUGCAACCUUUUAUUGAUGAUGGUUUGUUAACUUUCUACAAUACAAGUGAUGAUUCUCUCCAUGAAGGACCUUUGAUUUUAACAAUAACGGGGAAUUUACCAAUUGAAAAAGUGAGUGAAGAAGAAGUGAGAUAUACAUUCUUGGAUGCUCCAUUGAGUUACUUCAACUCAUCAGGAAAUGACGACGAGUUACAGAAAUGGUCGAAAUUGUCAAGAGUUGCAAGUGGAUCCAUCAAGGGCUUAGUGGGUGAUGAUUACAACUCCACAAUUAGGAACGAAUUCACCGAUGACCAGAAAAAGAAUCUCAAGGAAUAUUUCGAUAAAGCACAUGAGUACAACUUGAAAACAAGAAUAUGGGGUGACAUUACUUGGCCCUGGAACUUGGUUGAUCUGCACUUGUGGGAUUUGUAUCAAGCAGGAACAGAUUUAUUAAAUGUGGACGAUUUGAAAAGAGCUGACAAACUAUUCCCCAUAACAUAG